AUGCUUCGCCAUCUUGCCCUCUCACUCUUCGUCGCUUUCGAGCUCGCCCAUGGGGCGACCAACAACCAGGCACCCGUUCAUUCUCCAGCCCAUGUCGCCAUCGGUCCCUCAAUCACAAAGGUCCCCAUUUCAGCCAAUUGCUAUGAGGGCGACACGGUCAAAUUCAAUAAUGCUAAGCUGACUGAGGCAUUGGAGAAGGCCUGGGACUGCUUCCAGAGUGGGACUUGCUUGAGCGGCACGAGGAAAAUGUAUCCAUCCCAAUGGGACAACACUGGACCCCGGGGAAGCCCCAAAUGGACCUGCGGAGAGAAUACCGCUGCCGCCAACCCACCAGUCAGGGAGUUCCCAAUUAUGAAGGCAGACGGCGUUUUCCCCCCGGCAGACAAAGACCCUGGAAUAUACAGAGUCUUCUACAGUGUCGAAAAGGAGCACAACUUCGCCUCCGCCACAAUCCACUACUGUGGGGUUGCUCAACAUCAUCUUAAUGAUAAAUACAUUAAGUGUAACGGAGGUACGGUAGCUGCAGCUACUACAGCACCUACUGCCGUUGACGAGCUCUAG
Colletotrichum higginsianum IMI 349063 is the source of this 561-nucleotide messenger RNA. RefSeq lists its product as uncharacterized. Gene Ontology annotation, molecular function: RNA binding; RNA nuclease activity. The coding region runs from base 1 to 561 and encodes 186 amino acids. The record is from RefSeq and is a predicted model, not a curated record. NCBI's taxonomy places the organism in Eukaryota, Fungi, Ascomycota, Sordariomycetes, Glomerellales, Glomerellaceae. The transcript is spliced from 2 exons.